AUGGAAGAAGCCAAUAUAAUGAUUUCUCGUGAAGGAGAAGCCGUAAAGGCGAUUAAAGAUAUUUUUAGUGGUACUGUUGGUGGUAUUGCGCAAGUAUUAGUUGGUCAGAGACUUCAAACGCAACCAGAACCGAAACCUGGACAACCACCUUUAUAUUCUAAUAUGUUAGAUUGUGUUCGAAAAACUGGCAAAGAAGGUUUUGGCGCAUUUUAUAAGGGAACUUUAACACCUUUAGUAGGAAUUGGUGCAUGUGUAUCAAUUCAAUUUGCAGUAUUAGGAUACAUGAAACGAUAUUUUGGUGAAAAGAAUAAGAAUCAGUUUUUAACGAAUCCACAAUUAUACAUAGCAGGUGCAACUGCUGGUUUGGUUAAUUCUGUAAUUUCAGGGCCAGUUGAACAUAUUCGUACACGCCUUCAAGUCCAAGUCACACCUACAAAACCAUCUGCUUCAACUCAGACUCAAUUAUAUUCUGGUCCAAUUGAUUGUAUCAAGAAAAUUUAUUCUUCAUAUGGAAUUCGCGGAAUUUAUAAAGGUCAAGUGAUUACUAUGAUACGUGAAUUUCAAGGAUUUGGUGGUUACUUUUUUGUAUAUGAAUACUUGUUGCAACGUGCAAUGAUAAAAGAAAACACAAAAAGAGAGCAAGUUGCCAAAUGGAAACUUUUACUGUUUGGUGCCGCUGCAGGAUUUGGGAUGUGGAUACCAGUUUAUCCAAUAGAUGCUGUAAAAAGCAAAUUACAAACUGAUGGCUUUACACCUCAAACAAGACAAUAUAAAAGUGCCAUAGAUUGUUUCGUGAAAGUUUAUAGAAAUGAAGGUGUAAAAGGAUUUUUUAAAGGAUUUGGUGCAUGUAUGCUACGUGCUGCACCU
Messenger RNA from Dentiscutata erythropus, 867 nucleotides. NCBI's taxonomy places the organism in Eukaryota, Fungi, Glomeromycota, Glomeromycetes, Diversisporales, Gigasporaceae. The record is from the annotation of a GenBank genome assembly.